Messenger RNA from Cutaneotrichosporon oleaginosum, 1484 nucleotides. RefSeq lists its product as uncharacterized. Lineage: Eukaryota; Fungi; Basidiomycota; Tremellomycetes; Trichosporonales; Trichosporonaceae. The record is from RefSeq and is a predicted model, not a curated record. Gene Ontology annotation, cellular component: mitochondrion. Gene Ontology annotation, molecular function: branched-chain-amino-acid:2-oxoglutarate transaminase activity. Gene Ontology annotation, biological process: L-valine biosynthetic process; L-leucine biosynthetic process.
GGACACUCGGCCGUAUGUCGACUCUUUGUUAUCGACUCAACUCUUGGAACUUGUUCAAACUCGGUCCCGCUUCCAUCUGUUUAUACGUUGACUUUCUCCCCCACGCAUCCCACGCACAUCACCGCCAUGCCCGCCGAGCUCAAAGCAUCCAACCUCUACUUCUCGCCCAUCUCGCCCAGCCACAAGCCGACUCCCGGCAAGGAGGGCUAUGGCAGAUACAUGCUUACCGUCCCCUGGAGCCGCACCUCCGGCUGGGGCCAGCCCAAGAUUGGACCUCGCCAGGACAUCUCGCUCGACCCCCUCGCCGGUGUGCUGCAGUACGCUGUCACUUGCUUCGAGGGCAUGAAGUGCUACAAGGACGACCAGGGCAAGCUCCGCCUCUUCCGCCCGGCAAAGAACUUUGACCGCCUCAAGCGCUCUGCCGGCCGCAUCGGCCUGCCCGACAAGUGGGACAACGAUGAGCUCCUCGACCUCCUCAGCAAGCUCUUGGACCUGGAGUCGGACAUUGUGCCUGCCGUUGACGGCGAGAACCUCUACAUCCGCCCGACGCUGCUUGAGACCUCGGAGUCGUUCGGCAUCAAGGACGACGCCUAUGCGUCCGACGCCCUCCUCUACAUCGUCACCAGCCUCAACCUCGGCAAGGGUCUUUACCCCUCGUCGGAGGGUAAGGGCAUCCGCCUCGACGCGUGCAGCCAGUUCAUCCGCGCCUGGCCUGGAGGCCACGGCAGCUUCAAGCUCGGCGCCAACUACGGCACGGUGCAGGUCGCCAAGCGGCCCGGCUACGCCAUGUCGCUCUGGCUCCACUCCGUCGACGGCAAGGAGUACCUCUCCGAGGCGGGCGGCAUGAACGUCUGGGUCAUUAAGGAGGCCAAGGACGGCGUCCUCGAGUUCACCACUAUGGGCCUUGACAACGGCAUCGUCCUGCCCGGUAUUACGCGCGAGAGCAUCAUCGAGGUCCUCAACAACCACGCCUCGGGCAAGACCCCCUUCCCGAUCGACGGCAUGCCGAAGAACAUCCGUGUUGUCGAACGCGACAUCUCUAUGGACGAGAUCACCGAGGGCGUCAAGGACGGCUCGCUCAAGGGCAUGUUCGGAUGCGGAACUGGCGUCGUCGUCGUGCAGAUCGGAGAGAUCACGUACCAGGGCAAGGAGUACACCAUCCCCACAAACCCCGCCAUCAAGCUCCUCCGCGACGCUGUCACGGGCACCCAGCGUGGCAAGUUUGAGUAUGGCGACUGGUCAUACGUUAUCCCCGAGUGGAACGGCAAGCAGCUCGAGCACAACAACGACGGCCAGAUGGUUACCGCCGCUUAGAGCGGCUGUUUCUGAGUAGGAGGGGUAGCUGUGGUCGCGCCGCCGUAAUCUCCGAGUUCGUUGGCAGACGGCUCGAGCUCAUUACGGCCUUAAGCCGUUUCCUGGACUGGCCUUUUGGCUCAAAAUCAAUGUAGAUGUUUCACGCAUGCAGGGACAAAUUGGGAUUCUCA